Drechmeria coniospora is the source of this 2013-nucleotide messenger RNA. RefSeq lists its product as uncharacterized. NCBI's taxonomy places the organism in Eukaryota, Fungi, Ascomycota, Sordariomycetes, Hypocreales, Ophiocordycipitaceae. The transcript has 2 exons. Bases 1 to 2013 code for a protein of 670 amino acids. Gene Ontology annotation, molecular function: phospholipid binding; structural constituent of nuclear pore. Gene Ontology annotation, cellular component: nuclear pore central transport channel; nuclear pore. The record is from RefSeq and is a predicted model, not a curated record. Gene Ontology annotation, biological process: protein import into nucleus; RNA export from nucleus.
AUGUCGUUCACCUUCAAACCCGUGGGCACAUCGAGCGCGUCAAAUGCCGACUCGACGGCAACAGCAAAUGCUCCUGCCAGCAACAUGUUUGGCUCAGCUGCCGGUGGUGGUACCCCGGCGUUCUCGUUCGCAAGUACGGGCGAUGCAUCUGCUGGCAAGAGCACCACCACUCCGAGCAACACGGGCUCCGUGUUUGGGCAGCUGAGCAGCGAUACUGCCACGGCACCAAAGACAGAUGCCAACCUUUUCGCUUCCAACACGCCUCCUGCACCAGCAUCUGGAGGUAUAUUUGGAGGCUCCGGCACAACGACAAGCACUCCGACAUCCAACAUGUUUGCGGGCGUCGGCAGCUCGAGCGGCGGAGGCCUGUUCGCAUCCCAGGGCAGUGCUCCCCAGGGCCAAGCGACGACGUCAAACUUGUUCGGCAACACCGACAAAUCUUUGUUUGGAAAAAAUACCGACGGUUCAGGCAACACGCAAGCCGCUGCAGCAGCCACUCCUGCGAAACCCUUUCUCGCCCUCAACUCCACAACGCCGGCAGGAGCACCGCCCGCAAAUUCGUCCAACGCUGGCACGGGCGCGAUGGGAAGUGCGGCAUCAAUGCCAAACGCAGCCAACGCGCCGAAGCCGACUGUUGCUCCCUCUGCUUCUGGCCUUUUUGCCGGAACCCCGGCAGCUCCCAGCGUACCCGGUAACGGAGGCGGACUUUUCGGUGCCAAGCAAGCUUCGGCAUCGGGGGCGACUUCUUCUGGGCUCUUUGCCGGUGCCGGGAGCAGCUCUACUCCAUCCACCACAGCAGCACCGGUCGGUGGUGCUAAGCCUUCGGCAACCUCCAUGUUCGGCGCUGCACAAGGUACACCCGCCGGUGCUGCACCCGCCAGCGCUGCAUCCGCCAAUGCUCCAUCGUCGGCGGCGGCGGCCGGGGGGCUUUUCAGCGCUGCCGCUGCCACCAAUUCGGCCCCUUCUUCCACGCCUGCCAUGGCGGCACCCUCGGCUGGAGGACUCUUCGGCAGCAAGCUAGCCGGCCCUGCAACGGCAGCUUCUUCUGCCACCCCGGCAGCAACGUCGACGGCUGGUGGCUUGUUUGGCAACGCCCAGUCGUCCACUACCAGUUCACCCGCACCCAAACCUGCGGGUUCGCUCUUCGGCGCAGCUCCUGCCGCCUCGCAACCUGCGCCGGCGGGCACGACGACGUCGUCCGCCGGGCCGACGACUUCGGCCCCCGCCGCCGGUGGCUUCUUUGGGGCCAAGCCAUCUGCAGACAAUGCGGCCACGAAAAAAGACGGUUUGAAACUUGGCAGCCAGACUGGCUCGACGGCGGCGGCGCUUGGUGCCUCGACAAACGGACCGACAUCUCAAAUUCCUCGACUUAAGAACAAGACCAUGGAGGACAUUGUCACCCGGUGGGCGUCGGACCUUUCCAAGUAUCAGAAAGAGUUCAAGGAGCAGGCCACCGUCGUGUCGAAGUGGGACAGGAAUCUGGUGGAGAACGGUGAAAAGAUUCAAAAACUCUACCUGGACACGUUUGAGGCCGAACGAGCCAGCCAUGAGAUCGAGAGACAACUUGCAGGGGUUGAAAGUCAACAGGACGAGCUGGAAGCUUGGCUCAACCGAUACGAGUCCGAGGUCCAGGAAAUGUUCGCAAAGCAGCUUGGCUCCGGCGAACAGCUUGCCGGACCGGAUCAAGAGCGCGAGCGGACCUACAAGCUAGCCGAGAAGCUGACGCAGCAGCUUGACGAGAAGUCGCGGGACCUCUCCAAGAUGGUCAAGGAGAUCAAUGACAUCUCCGGAACACUGACCAAGGGAGCCAAGGCGGAAGACCCUCUAAGCCAGAUUGUCCGUGUGCUGAACGGUCACCUCACCCAGCUGCAGUGGAUCGAUUCUAACGCCUCGGCCCUGCAAGCCAAGGUGUCGGCGGCACAAAAGUCGGGCAGCACGCUGGGCAGCGGUUACGCGGCCGGAGACAGCGACGCGGCCGAGAGCUUCUACCGGUCGUACAUGGGACGUCGAUAG